AUGGCAUCCCGACGUGACCUCAAUCAGACCGACGAGUCAGCCGCUUCGCUGACCCCAUCAACAAUCGAAGCCGCUCUUUUAAGCUUCCGUUUUAUUGAAGCAUCUGAGCACCAAAAUUCCCAUGGCGUUGAGAUUCUCAGACGUUCGCUUUCUGUUCGAUCCGUCGUCUCCACGACUUCAUCCUUCGCCGAACUAUUCGAAGCUACUGCAAGCAACCCGCAGCUUCACAUCAUCCGCGAAAUUGGCGCAGGCCUCCAAGGCACCAUCUUCGAGCAAGUCGGAAAGCCUAUGGUCUUCAAGAAGGAGAAGAUCCAGAACUCGUUGAUGGCCUGCAACUUGAAGAACGAAUUCCACCUCCACCAGUUGGUGUGGGAUGCCUUCGAAAAGUAUCGAAAUCACUCGUCCAUCCAUUGCGAUGUGGUUGUCCCUGCCGCACAGAAAUUCAUUGCCGCUCAAGACAACAACGCUUGGCCAACCCUUCUACCCAAGCUCCCUCUUGACUGCCGGGUUCAGUCCGAUAUAGUGAUAAUGGAACGUGUCCUCCCUUUACCCAAGAUCAUUCGACGGGCACUCAUAGAAGAAUUCUACCCGUUUCCCAGAGGUGUCUCAGAUAGCGAGAAGGGGCAAAUCAUCAAGUGGGCCUUGAACGUCGUCUCCAACAAGGACUGUCUUGUGCGCCCUUACCUCGGCAUACCUCGCAAGGUAUACACAGAAGCCAACUUCUCUCUGCGAAACUUUAUAAUUGGCUUUGAGGAUCUGGAGCGAUGCGAAACUGAUUUUGAAACAAUUACCCAGGCCUUAGGAAGUGCUUACGCCAUACUCCACUGGGCUGCUCAUGUCAACGGCGACGAUGUUGAGCUCGUCCUUGGCUCCUCCCUUGCCACUGUCCCGGGUCGCCAACAACGAUUUCAGCAGCGCAAGAUUGGACUCUUCCUGAUCGACUAUGGUCAAUGCGAUGAGGUGGACAUGUCAAAGCCUGCUGAAGAGGUGUACCAGGCUUUCAGGAGCGCGAUGGUCACUGGUGAUAAUGGCUGCUUCAUUCCGAAUCCUCGACACAGACCACAACUCUUUCGUUUGUUUAAGAAUACAUACUCGACGACAGCGAAGCAGAUACUAGAAGAAAGUUCUUUCGAAAAAGAGAAAUUCGAUAUUGAUAAGUUCAUGAAGCUUUAUCAGGAGUACGUGGAGGAUUUUCUUUAA
Molecule: messenger RNA, 1200 nt
Organism: Emericellopsis cladophorae
Lineage: Eukaryota; Fungi; Ascomycota; Sordariomycetes; Hypocreales; Bionectriaceae
Exons: 1
Coding region: 1-1200 (399 amino acids)
Source: RefSeq, a predicted model, not a curated record